AUGGCGCGCUGCUCCCCGCCGCUGCUGCGCCGCUUCUUCUGCUGCGCCGCCAAAUCCGCCUCGGCCACAUCCGCCGCCGCCGGCACCAAGAAGAAGAACAUCGUCUUCUUGGGAUCUCCCCAGGUCGCUGCCUCGGUCCUGGACACGUUGUUGGCCGCGUCCAGCUCCCCCGACUCCGCAUUCCAGGUCGCUGCCGUCGUGACACAGCCGCCGGCCGCCAAGAACAGGGGGAGGAAGCUGUUGCCGUCGGCCGUCGCGCAGCUCGCGCUCGAGCGAGGGUUCCCUGGCGACCUCAUCUUCACCCCCGAGCGCGCUGGGGAGGAGUCCUUUCUGUCUGACUUGAAGGGGGUGAGACCAGAACUUUGCAUCACUGCUGCUUACGGGAACAUUUUGCCACAGAGGUUUCUUGAUAUCCCACCAUGUGCAGGUACAGUUAAUAUACACCCAAGUUUGUUGCCUCUAUAUCGCGGUGCAGCUCCUGUGCAGAGGGCAUUGCAGGAUGGUGUUGCAGAAACAGGUGUUUCCCUUGCAUAUACUGUCCGUGCCUUGGAUGCAGGUCCAGUGAUUGCUUGCGAAAGGUUUUCUGUCGAUGAAUGCAUCAAGGCACCAGAGCUGCUUGCUAUACUAUUCAAUAUAGGGUCCAAGCUACUGCUGGAUGAACUACCAUCCGUUCUUGAUGGUUCAGCUAAGCAAAAGGCAAAGCCACAAGAUGACUCCAAAGCUACACUGGCGCCCAAGAUGAAUUCGGACGAGUCCUGGCUGACAUUUGACGAAGAAGCUAAAGUUCUCCAUAACAAGGUGCGAGCAUUUGCAGGAUGGCCAGGAACCCGCGCAAAAUUGCAACUUCUGAACCAAAAUGGCGAAGCCGAUAUUCUAGACAUCAAGGUUAUCAGUACAAAUGUUUCCACGUCCUGUGACAAAGUCGGAGACGAAAAUGAAAUACUAUUCUCAGGGAACUCGCUGCUCGUUCCUUGCAGUGGGUCAACUUGGCUUGAGGUCUUGGAGCUUCAGCUACCUGGAAAGAAGGUAACCACGGCUCGGGACUUCUGGAAUGGUUUGCGUGGUCAGAAGCUAUUAAAAUCAACAUAA
Molecule: messenger RNA, 1089 nt
Organism: Triticum turgidum subsp. durum (durum wheat)
Lineage: Eukaryota; Viridiplantae; Streptophyta; Magnoliopsida; Poales; Poaceae
Source: the annotation of a GenBank genome assembly